Molecule: messenger RNA, 3635 nt
Organism: Poecilia reticulata (guppy)
Lineage: Eukaryota; Metazoa; Chordata; Actinopteri; Cyprinodontiformes; Poeciliidae
Gene: cnrip1b
Product: cannabinoid receptor interacting protein 1b
Biological process (GO): negative regulation of signaling receptor activity
Cellular component (GO): plasma membrane
Molecular function (GO): type 1 cannabinoid receptor binding
Source: RefSeq, a predicted model, not a curated record
UUUAGAAAAGGAGAGCAUUGGUUGGGGUUGGGAUUAGGCUCGUGCUGUGGGUUGGAGUGGAUUACGCGGCGUCGCGCGCGCAGAGAUCGAGAGAGGUGGAAAUGUGCCGCCGCGCUUUAUCGCCCGACGAGCUUCUAGGUCCGCUCCUCCGCCAACUGAUCGCGACACUUGAGGCGCACCCUGACUCUUUCCGCCUGCGCUAAAUCACAGCCCGCACCGAGGUGUCCUCUCCGGCUGCAUGGAAACAUGGCCGACGUUCCCCAGAUCGUCAAAAUCGGGAUUUCCCUGAAGAUGCUUCCGAACAACAGCGCGGUGUUCUUCAAGUCGGACGGAGCUCGGUUCGGACAGACGCGGACCAUCAAGCUGCUGACCGGCUCCAAGUACAAGAUCGAAGUGGUGGUGAAGCCGGGAGCGGUCCAGGCCACCUCCAUGAGUGUGGGUGGAGUGACCUUUCCCUUGGAGCAACAAUCCAAAGACCCCCAGUCUGUGGUUUACACCGGUCAGUAUGACACUGAGGGGGUGGCACACACAAAGAGUGGAGAAAGGCAGCCAGUUCAAAUUAAUAUACAGUUCACAGAGGCGGGUUCAUUCGAAACCGUGUGGCAGGUGAAAUUCUACAACUACAACAAGAGGGACCACUGCCAGUGGGGCAACAGCUUUAACAGCAUCGAGUACGAAUGCAAACCCAACGACACGCGCACGCUCAUGUGGAUCAACAAAGAGAUGUUCGUCUGAUGGCCAGAGGCGACGCAAAAGACUUGGGUGUGUGCGUUAACGUGUCCUCCCUCCUUCAACCUUCUGUCAGUGUCAGAAAAUGUGAAGCUCUUUGCAACCGAGACAGACCCAUACUCUCGCUAUUUUAUGUAAAAGACUGCAUAAACUUCCUUAGAAAGUUUCCACUUACACUCUGGUAUUCUGUAUUCUCAAAUGUGGAAAAAAUACAUUUUUGUGUAACAGUACUGUAGUUGUGAAAGAUUACCUGUGUUUACAAUGAGUGUGAUGAGUGUGUGUUUUACAGAUGGUGCUACCAAUGUGGCUAUGUGGAUAUGUAUGUAUUUUUAAGCUACAUGCAGUACUGUGGAAAAGUCUUCAGCUGUCUCUUAUUUCUUGAGAUUUAUUUGAUUUGUUUAAGUUACUUAGCAAUGAUGUCAAAGUCUCCAUUGAUUCAGUGUUGUUCGUACAAAAGGAAACUUAAAGAACCAUUCAUAAGUUUAGUUCAAUCUAAGAUACCAAAGACAACACAGUUAGUCACAGACAAGAGAAAUAAUCUAGUAUUUAAGCAAAAAUAAGAUGAUUCCCAAGGAUCUAUUAGCAUAGCACUAGUGCCUAAGAUUAGCACUAGCUUUUUGAACAACCCUAAGAAGGAGAAACUGAUGGAGAUUUUAAUGAAAAGUUUACCAAAAAAAUAGUCUGGCUGCUUUCAAUCAAAGGCAUACAUUAAAAAUGGUGUACAUUGCUGUUUGUACACAUUUUUCAUAUCCACUGUUAGCUUUAAAAUAUCUAUUAAGCAACAAAAGCCAGCAUAAAAGUCAAACAACUGUACUGUUAAAAUCCAUAAUCUCACACCUUCCUUAUGCCUGCUGAAUUUGCCAGUUUUUUAAUUGGCACCCAAGUAAUCAUCCCCCAUCUGUCUGCAAAGCACUGCCAUAAAAUAUGUGUGAGAACUUGGGGGGGGGGGACACUAACAGUAUGGCAGAAAUGGUUGGCAUGUAAAAAGUUCUUUGGCAGCAGGGUGCUAUAGAGUCUAUGAGAUUUGUACCAAUAAACUGAAGGGUCUGUAGAUGUUACGUAAUGAUUCUAAUGAUUCAAAAAGGACUUGUGGAUGUGGCAAACUGAGUCAUUGUAUUUUCUUGGAACGAGGACCUGAAAGUAUUUCCUGACUUCAGAGGGAUCCAACCUCUAAGUCUCCCUGAGAAAGUUUACUGGAUACUCCGAUCAACUGUGUCUCUUGGAUUCCGGUGUAGCAGCAUGGCUUACGUUCUGGUCAUGGUUCAUGGCUGUGGGGCAAUUAGGAGUUUAGUUGUCCAGUUCACAUGUGCUUUGUGGAUCUUGUGAAGACUUACAACUGUGUCUCUUUGUGUGGAGGUUGAUGGUAGAGGAUGCCAAAGCAAGAACUGCGUAAACAUCGCAGUGGUGGUUGGAUUUUGCCAGGUCCGCCUCUUAUCUAGAAUCCGGAUGCAGAGUCGACAAGAAGGACUUGUGUGGUUUGCAAAGUUCAGGGUUUCAUCUUUGAUUGUCACAAAUAAUGUGGUUCUUUUGAUGUCUUCAAACAAUGACUUUCGGCAUUUACUUGAGGGUUACUGUGAAGUGGACAGGAUGAGAAUCUGCUCCUUUUUGCUUGAGACCCUGGUUCACAGUGCUUCUUAACCCUUUUUAGAUGUGUAUCUGCUCCACAUGAUUCAGAUGAUUGGAAAAGCCUGUUAACAACUCAUUUGUUUAAGUUACUUGUGGGAAAUGCCUAAAACAUGGAGGACAGUGGGCUGUAGGGAUCAGGGUUGAGGAAUAAUGCUCUUGGUCAAGGUUUUCUAUCUGCCUUGCAAAGGGGAAGUUCUAGUAUUAUGGAGUCUUGUUUAUAAGUUAUAGUAGGAGGGAGCAGGAUAUGGAUGUAUAGAUUGGGGCCUUAUCUGCAGUAAUGCAACUGAUGUUCCAGUAAGAUAAUAGUCAAAAAUGAAUUUCCUUAUUUAGAGUCCAUCAACAUUCUGACCCUGAACUUUGAUAAUCUAAUCAAGGGGCCUUCUUUUGGAGAAUAUCUGGUCAUGUCCCACUGGUAGGAGACUUCAAGGCAGACCCAGGAUCCAUUAAGGGGACUGUUUGUCCUUUCUGGACUGGGAAUGCCCCCAGGUUGCCAGAACAAACUGGAGAAUGUUUCUGAUGAGAGUAAUGUCAGGAUUUUACUGCUGCUCUUGAUUCCCCUGUGACCCUUAUUCUUAAAGAAGUGGAAGACGAUGGACGAACAUUUGAGUCGAUGAACAGACCCCUCAUGUAAAGUUUCAUCUAAAAUGCCCUCAGGGCAGUGAUGCCAUAUUUGGAGCCAUGUUUAUGCAUUCUUGAUUGCUGACCUGUUGAUCAAGUUUUAUUAAAGCAGUUUUAAAAUGACUAAACAUUUGGUGCGUUCUGACUGACUUAAAAAGCAUCUUGGAUUGAAGCACUCUAUGUUUACCUAUGUGGGACUUUCUUAUGUUGAAUACCAUCAUUUGAACAUUAAAUUCAACUAUAAAAGUAGGUAUUUUAGCUUUGGGUGCAGUUUUUGUCUCCAGUGUGUUUGUGUUCUCUACCUCUUCUAAAAGAACCUGGCUCCAUUAGGGAGAGGGGCAAAAAAAAUGUUGUUUUUUGGAAUAUUCCCAGCCUAGACCUUUAGUGACCUGUUUAUUGACUGUUUUUCUUUUAUAUUUUUUGCGACAUUAUAUAGGAAAAUAUUUUUUUUUGUACAGAGAACCAUUAACUCUUUUCAAAUUGUUUAUUUAUUUUUUCAGAAAACACUUUCAAUUUUGAAUUAAAUUGAUCUAUGCAGAAUAUUAGGGCAACAAAAUGACACGUGCAAUAUACUGUUCUGAUGGGAUUUAUAUUAAGAAGAAACUUUUCCUGUUGUUAAAGUGAUGUUUAUAAUGUUAUUAUAUUAAAAAAGGAAAUACAUA